Messenger RNA from Rhododendron vialii, 2922 nucleotides. Its product is annotated as putative disease resistance protein RGA3. The coding region runs from base 111 to 2804 and encodes 897 amino acids. The transcript is spliced from 2 exons. Gene Ontology annotation, molecular function: ADP binding. Lineage: Eukaryota; Viridiplantae; Streptophyta; Magnoliopsida; Ericales; Ericaceae. Gene Ontology annotation, biological process: defense response to other organism. The record is from RefSeq and is a predicted model, not a curated record.
CUCCCUCCCUCCCUACUUUUCUCACUCCCAAUUCUCUUUUCCUUUCUUUCAUCUUCAAAAACUCUGCAUUUCUUUUCAUCUCAUCUCCUUGAGAAAAGAAAAACAGGGCCAUGGCAGAUGUACUCCUCUCCUCUCUCUUACAGACAAUCUUCACGACCUUGACCUCCUCAGCCCUACAGGAGUUCGGAAUCGCCUGGGGUCUCGAAACUGAGCUGAAAAAUCUGGAGAGUACUUUGAGUACAAUCCAGGUAGUGCUUGUUGAUGCAGAGGCCAAGCAAUGGACGAGCGAGCCCAUCAAGAAUUGGCUCCGAAAGCUCAAGGAUUCAGCUUACGAUGCCGACAACGUGUUGGACGAAUUCACCACCGAAGCCCUCAAACGAAAACUGGAUUCUCAAAUACACCGAGUAAGUGCCUUUUUCUCUCUUCCAAAUCGGCUUAUAUUUCGUUUAAAGAUGGGGAAUAAGAUUAAGGGUGUUAAGGAGAGUUUGGAUAGAAUUGCUGGAGAGAGAAGUUUUCACCUGACGGAGGGCUUGAUGGUGCCCGAAUCUCGUGGGGUGGAGGGAAGACAGACUAGUUCCUUCGUGAAUGAAUCCGAAAUUCUUGGAAGGAAUGACGAGAAAGAAAGGAUAAUUAACAUGUUGCUCGAUGAUUUGAGCGACCGCAAUGGUGUUUCGGUGUGUGCUGUAUGCGGCAUGGGGGGCCUCGGCAAGACUACACUCGCUAAAUUGGUGUACAAUGAUAAGAGAGUGGAGGGGCACUUCGAUUUAAGACUUUGGGUUUGCGUGUCCGAUGAUUUCGACAUAAAGAGACUAACGGGAGCGAUUGUAGAGUCCAUAGAAGGAGGCGCGUGCAAUAUCACAAACUUGGAUCCACUCCAAUGCCGCCUCCAAGAAAAAUUGAGCGGCAGGAGAUAUUUGCUUGUCUUGGACGACGUGUGGAAUGAGUACCACGAGAAGUGGGAUAGACUAAAAGACGUACUUAGGUGUGGAGCUAAAGGCAGUAAGGUUGUAGUGACAACAAGGAGUCAGAAAGUUGCUCAUAUUAUGGCUACGCUUCCUGUGCACCUUAUGGUUGGUCUAUCGGAGGAUGAUUCUUGGUCCUUGUUUGAGCAACGAGCUUUUGACAAUCGAAGGAUGGAGGAAGACCAUGAGCUGUUUGAGAUUGGGAAGGCGAUAGCCAAAAAAUGCGGAGGGUUGCCCUUAGCGAUAAAAGCUCUAGGAAGCCUCAUGCAGUUUAAAAGCAGUAAAAGUGAAUGGUUAUCUGUGAGGGAUAGUAAGAUUUGGGAUCUACCAGAUGAUGGAAGUACGAUCUUGCCUGCCCUAAGGUUGAGCUAUGACAAUUUACCUCCACACUUGAGGCAAUGUUUUGCUUAUUGUUGUAUAUUCCUUAAAGACAGUCGGAUGGAGAAAGACACGUUAAUUGAGCUGUGGAUGGCAAAUGGUUUUAUUCCCUCCAAGGGAGAAACAACUUUGCAUGAUACGGGCCAUGAGAUUUUUAAUGACUUGGUUUGGAGGUCCUUCUUACAAGAUGUGGAGGAAUAUUUCGAUGGCAAAACCGUAUGUAAAAUGCAUGAUCUUAUGCAUGAUCUGGCGCUAUCUAUUAUGCAAUAUGAUUUAUAUGUUAUGGACCCGCAUAAGGAUCUGAAAGUUCCAGGAAAGGUUCGUCACGUGCUUCUUAACAGUCGAUCAGCAGGGGGAGUAACUUUGAAUGAGGCUAUGCUUGAGGUUCCAUCUCUACGGUCGUUUGUUUUACAUCCAAACCAUGAUUUUUCUUGGGAAGAAGUGUCUCCUUGGAUAUCCAAGCAGAAGUAUCUCAGGGUGUUGGAUUUGAGUGGUUACAAUAUUUUUGGGAAAGUACCAACAUUAAUUUCGAACUCCAACCAUCUUAGGUACCUCGACAUGUCGUACUCUUGCAUAGUAUAUGUUCCAGAAUCCAUAUGUGAUCUCCAAAACCUAGAGACUUUGAAACUUAAAAAUUGUUUUGAGCUUUGUAAGUUGCCCAAACGCAUGAAACAUAUGAGAAAUCUCAUAGACCUGGACAUUAAAGGGUGUGAUUCUCUUAUUUCUAUGCCUCCUAAAUUGGGACAACUGACUUCCCUACGAAGACUAAGCAUAUUCAUUGUGGGCCAAGCUGAGGGUUACCGUAUUGGCGAGCUGAAAGAAUUAAAUCUUGCGGGGGAGCUAGAAAUAAAGAAACUUAAUAAUGUAAGAAGUCCAGCCGACGUCAAGAAUGCCAAUUUGAAGGGGAAACAUGAUCUUGUUUCUCUGAAUUUACAUUGGAGUGAUCACAAAGAAGAAAACUUACCCAAUGAUGUUGAAGGGUUGCUUGAGAGUCUCCAACCUCACUCGAAUCUAAAAAAGCUGAGUAUAAGUUAUUAUCGAGGUUCAAAGUUUCCAAAUUGGAUGUCUGGUUUGUCUUCUCUGAAGCUAUUGAGACUUCAUGACUGCCCUAAACUAGGAAAUUUGUCAGGACUCGAAAUCCUAAACUCUCUGGACUCACUUGAUAUAUUUGGAUGUCACAGUCUUACAGACCUUAAGGGCUUGGAAGGCUUAACUUCCCUCAGAUCCUUACAUAUUGUAGACUGUCUCAAACUAAGGUCGUUAUCGGAGGGAAUGCAACAUCUGACGGUACUCCGAGAGUUCAGUAUCAUUGGAUGUCCAGAGAUACAAUCUUUUCCAGAGGGCAUGCGACAUUUGAAUUCUCUCCGGAAUAUGAUAAUACUCCAUUGCAAAGGAUUAAUUUCUCUACCAAACUGGCUAGGAAGCCUCCAGUCGCUAUCAUACUUAAGAGAUUCGGCGUUGUAGUAAUCUGAGGUCUAUACCGGAUGGGCUGAGGGGUCAAAAGAAUCUGAGAGAGCUGCGAAUUGGGGAAUGUCCCAAUUUGGAGAGGCGGUGCAAGAAAGAGAGUGGCGAGGAUUGGCUG